This is a messenger RNA of Neopsephotus bourkii (Bourke's parrot), 1162 nucleotides long. RefSeq names its product CKLF like MARVEL transmembrane domain containing 3 (gene CMTM3). Lineage: Eukaryota; Metazoa; Chordata; Aves; Psittaciformes; Psittacidae. The transcript is spliced from 5 exons. The record is from RefSeq and is a predicted model, not a curated record. Bases 67 to 570 code for a protein of 167 amino acids. Gene Ontology annotation, cellular component: membrane.
GGUCACGAUUUCCGCUUCCCUCCUUCAGAAAACACCCGCACCCGCCCGCGCCCCGCGCCCGCCGCCAUGGAGGAGCCGGGGGCCGCCGAGCCGCCGCCCGGGCCGCGCCCGCUGCUGCUGCCCGCGGAGCUGCUGCGCUCCCGCAAGGGGCGGCUCCUGCUCGCCGAGUCGGUGCUGUCAUUUAUCAUCUUUAUCUGCUAUAUUGCGUCUCAAGCUACCUCUUUCAUGAUGGCACCGCUCCUUGAGUUUCUGCUGGCACUGUUUCUUUUUUUUGCCUACGCUUCCAAACUUAAUGAGAAGUUUAAAGGACUCUACUGGCCUUUGAUGGAUUUCUUGCGGUGUGUCACUGCUGCCAUUAUUUACUUUGCCAUUUCAAUUGCUGCUGUCUCAAAAUAUACCGAUGGAGCAUCAAAAGCAGCAGGAGUGUUUGGAUUUAUAGCCACGAUCGUGUAUGCCAUUGAUUUCUACAUAACCUUCAAUGACCUGGUUGCUUUUCUCAAGCAAGGCAGUUCUGAUUCCCCUGAAGGGCACAAGUCAGAGGAUGAGGACUCCAAUUCUGACUCGGACUGAAGAACUGAGCAGCAAGCAAGUGUGAAGGGAAGAUCAUCAGGCACUUUCCUCUUUGCCAAAUGCACUGCCAAUUGAAAUAUCUCCCUUAUUUCAACCUUGAUAUUCUCUUUCCACCUCACUGUUUACAGAAUAUGAAAGCACAAAUAGGGCAGUGAUGUGGAAGAGGAGACUAUUCCCAAUGCCAUUAGACAAUCCUUCAGAACUACACAUUUUAUGGUAGUUCAACCUCUCCCAGAGGUCUGUAUCGGGACAACACAUCUCGAUUCUCCAUUGCCCAUCCUUCCUCAGCACUGCGAUGUACUGAGUAAACAGGAUCAUAAUAUUUUAAUCAUGUAAGUGGAACUUUUAGUAUGCUUUAUUAAUUCCAAAUCUGUAACACUUAAAGCUUUUAUACUUCUUGCUGUGCCAAAGAAGAGAGGCUUGGAAUGCCUCUACUUUAUUUGUAUUUUUCUUGAUUAACUAACAGUAUUUCUUUAUCUGAAGUCUGAAUAUUCCACCAUCUCAAGCACUGAAGGCAUAGGUUACAGCUGACAGGUUGGUUUCAACACAUUUAUAUUUACUGCCUAUCUAUCUGCAACAAGAAAAAGUGACA